AUGUCAACAGACAGUUGCUGUGAAAUGUCGGAGUUAUGGGUCAUGCUAGGUAGGUGAAAUUGUGUUGUUGAGCGUGAAUGAUUCGUCUUCGAGCGCAAUCAACUUGAAGCAUAAUUACCACUUAAAAUGGUGUCUUCUUUGAAUUUUCAGCUUUAUUAUUCUGCUUCACUACUGUGCCACCGAGUUUCGCAACUGGGCCUAUAUAUUCUUCGCAAAGCAAGAGUACUUCGAGUGUCUUACUCAGCACCUUCGUCAAAGUGGAGUCUAAUAAAAAAGAGUUUUCGUCCUUCUUUACUGUACCGAAAUGGACUACAACAACCUUGCCCUCGAAAACAAAGAAACAAUCAGGGAUUUACUCAUCGCACAACAAUGAAGCAAACGGGCGUUUGUCUCCUGAAACAAUUCAACCAAUCUUGUCUUCGUUAUCAAAGGUUGUUACCGCUCCGUCAAGGACAAAUUUACCCACAUACGGUACAGUUCUUAAAAACAUUUCACCAAAGGGUCGCGCGGAAAAUUUUUCUUCGUUUAAAAACCUGAAUGGAUUUUCCAGUGUGGGUGAAAAUAUGUCAGCAGUAUCAUUGAAGCCUGCCGUCACCAUUCCGGAAAUUGCUACAACCACAUCCCGAGUUAAUUUUUUCCCUUCUAUGUCUGAAAUGAAGAAAUAUUUGGAUUCCUCUCAAACAGGGGAUUAUUCUAAUGGAGAUAACCCCUCGCGUUUAUCGGAUUUACAAAGUAGAAAACUCAUCGAUCAAACAGCUCAUUUUUCAAACGAAAAUUCUAUUUUGGGACAUGAUAACAAUAGUGGCACCUCUGUCGGCGGAAGCAGAUUGUUUACAAAAGGAUCGCUUUCGUUAACAAAGCAGAAUAUUAGAUCUUCCCUUCUUCAAAGCUCCUUAAGAAUGGAUAUCAAAACCACACAAUCACACGUCCUUAAAAGUGCUCCGAGCCCUUUAUUUUCUGUAAAAGUCAGUGCUUUGUUGACUCACGCAACGAGAACAUGUGACACCAAUAUGAUAACUGCAUCCGUAAGAGCACUCUCGUCCUCUCACGGAAUGCCGAAGGUUACUACAGCGAGUAAAAUCGCCAGUGAAAAUAAUUUAUCUCAGAUAAGUUCCUCGCCAUCGAGCACACCUCAGAUGACGGCCAGUUCUUGGGGGCAUUCCUCAGCUGAAAAAGAGAAUUUUACUUUCACUUCAAUAGUAAAACCUUCUAUUUGGAGUAGAGAAAGAAACCGAACUCCUCAUACAUCAGGUGCUGCGACGGCUUUUUCGGAAACUCCAUCAUUGAAACACUCUGUCUCUAGCGAUGCAAACUAUAUGUUUACUCUAAUUGAUGAAAGUGAAUCCCUGUUAUUAAAGAUCCGUUACACAGAGGAGUUUUCUAGCCGAGUUCCUUCUUCAACUUUGCGCGUUAUACGUAGUAAUACUUCACAUUCCUCUGCAAGAGACAUUCCUUCGAUUCCUUUUCAUAAAACUUUCUUUUCCGCUCCACACGAAACGGCAACCACUUCCUUAGACUCACCUUCAAUUUCCUCAUCCAAGGCUCAGGCGAUGACGGAAAAGCGAGCGACACAGUCCAGUGUUCAAUCUGCAGAUUUGACUUUAUCUUCGACCUCUCAAGAGAGUUUCUUCAAAGCCAGCCCGUCGCAACGACCACACAUUUUAAGAAUUAGCCAAGGGAGUGCGAACUUCUCUACAAUUAUGCAGAAAAGAGACUUUGCCUCCUUAUCCAGGAACCAGGAAGCUCCCUCCUCUUUUCAAAAUAAAGCCUCUCAACAUGGCACAGACCUUUCUACGUCUUCAUUCUCGAAAAUACAGAGCAGUUCGGUGGUAUGGCAAAGAAAAAGUCCAUCUCCUACCUCUGUUGCUUACUCAGGUACUACCACUACCCUUUCUACGUCCACUUCAAGGACUGCUCAGAAUAUCCAGUCCUCAAGUCUGAGGUCAGAAAAACGUUUUACUCCUUCAUCAUCGACGGUCCAGAGCAGCUCGAUGCUGCAUUACAAAAGAAAUUUAGUAACCACUGUUAGCUUCACCAAGAGUCAUAUGUCCAGCAGUAUCUCAACAACUGUCCACCAAAUCCGUUCCUCUUCUCAGAUGCUCGAUUUUCAAAGCACUGAGAUUAGAUUUUUGAACAGUAGUUCGAAGAUCAUACAUCAGAAACACUCCACGUCUUCGCAACACAUUGUAAAGCUACGUGAUACAGUUCUGCAAACUUCAAAUCCUUCUUUCACGAGGACAAGCUCAAGGUUAUCAAAGACAAAAGAUUCCUCUACUACUCCUAUUCGCAGCCAGGGACGCCUCUCUGCAAGUAUCACCUCUACUUCCUCUUGGAAGGCUGUUAUGCCGACGAGACAAGUAACACCUUCUUCCCCAGUCCAAAGGGGUCGUGGUUUUGGAAAUGUAAACCUUACAACCCUUCAGGUCUCACUUACAACGAUAAGCAAAGAAACUGAAAAUUACACAAUCUCCUCCUCUUCCUCAUUAAGCAAAUUACCAUCGACACGAAAAAUUAUUCCAUCAUCCUCGAGCUUGAAUAUUCCCUCAGUUUCUCGCAGGAAAAGUUCUCCUUUUGCUGGUAUGAGCCAUUCCACCCCUCGGAUCGUUGGUCUGACGAUAUCCUCCGAAAAUAGACAAGGAAUUCUUUCUUCUUCCACUUUGAGCCGAUUUGCAUCGACAUUAUUUCCGUUAUUUCCUGGUACAAAAGAUCUCUCUCGACCGUCUUCUAGGAGAAGUUCUGUUCACAAACUCGGUAGUAGCUCCACUACCAUUCAGACUCAAAUUUCAGCGAGCGUGUCAUGGGGUGCGAGUAAAAUGCUUCCCUCUUCUUCAAAACUUUCAUCGUCCUCUACAGAAAGUCCUCUUCCUGUAAACUCUCACAUAAAGAGCUUCUCCCAAGUACCAGAAGUGGACCGUUCGACCUCAUCCAAAGAUCAGAACAGCAUCUCAUUCCCCAAGUCCAUCGCGACAACAUAUAUCGAUAAAAGCAAGUUGCAGACCUCCCCUUCACCGAUGUCAACUACCUUAUUGGAGAGAGAAAUACCCUUUGGAACAAUUGUAAGUAUCUCCAGUUGUGUUUUUGUAAUUAGUAAUGGCAGUAAUAACAGGUUGGGAAGAGGGGCCGGGCCAAAGUAGAUAAAAUGGACGAUCAAACCUUGCCUUUUUCAUGUCAGUCACUCAAGACUUUGAGUAAACAGAUAGCAGAUGAAAUUUAUUAGCACUGACACAUCAAAGGAGUGCGUUUCCGUCUACUGAUUCCGGGUCGAUCUGCAUCUGUACUUUGGAGUAUUGAUUUUUAUGCGGGUGGGAUCAACCUUAAAAUCCGGUAUCAAAGUGUAAAAACCUCUGGAGCAGGGACAUAAGCAUGUGACAACAAAGGCCCGUUCUCGAAAAGCCCAUUAAUGUGAUUUUUUUCUCCGUUUUACUUUCAAGAUCGAGGCAUUGACAUUAUAGAAACUCAGAUCGUUGAAAUAUCGGGAUUUGAAACAGAAUGAACUGGUUUACGAGCGAAGACCUGCACUACUUAACAAUUAUAGUCCUAUCGCGUGAUAGUUGAUGAGGGCGAAGCACGAAUGAAUUGUCACGCACAGAAAUUUGAGAUCGAAUAAUCCGAUUUUCUUGGUAUAAAUCUCAUAUAAGUAAAAUAUGAUGUUAUUCGGCGGUGCAUGACACAGGCAUACGCUGAGAAAAAGAACCGUGAGUGCUCCAAAUUGAAGUCGAACUUACGACCUUCCGAUUACUACUUCGGACGCUCUCGUAGCAACUUCGGCCCUUUGUCUAAGUCCAUGGUGACAACAUCCUGCAUACUGUUAGGAUAAAAAUGUCGAUAUGUAAUGCUUCUGCGCAGUGAUGAUGGAGAUGACGAUGGUAAAUUUCAAGCCUACUGAAUUUUAAGGGAAAAGUUAGGUUAUUCGGUGAAUAACACAGACACUCUCGAAGAAAAAAAUAAUCUACUAUACGUCAAAAAUAAAACAACAAGAGAGGUUAUUAAUUUUUUUUGUUAACCAGUGCCCACUGUAACAACAAGAUCGUAAGCUUAAGAUUUCUAUCGCGUGAUAAUUGAUGAGGGCGAAGCCCAAAUCAACUAUCACGCAUAGAGUGAAUAAUCUAAUUGUUUUAGUAUAAAUCUGCUUGUCGUCUAAAUCUUGACAACAAGACAGGCCCAUUUUUUUUUUCUAUUUCGUUUUUUUUACAACGGCUCACUGUUAGGCUGCUAAUUCUACUCUAUCUUUUACGGAAUAGACAACGAGUAGCGUAACCAAUCAGAUAGCUACAUUGUGAUAGGGCACCAUUCGAUUUAUGCUUGUAUUUCCUAGAAUUAGAUUUGGAAAUAUCACUUCGAGCCCGCAAAGCUUUCGAUCGAGAGAUAGACCCUCGGACUGGCAAUCGAAUUAACCACAAAGUGGUAUUGUAGGUGAGCGCUGUCACUUCGCUCCAGAAUACUCUUUUGUAAGAUGUAAACUGGAUGAACUAUUGGGCAAAUCUUAGGAAGAUUAAUGCAAGAUGAGGUAAUGCCGAUAUCUGCUUUCCAACCAUGAUUUAGGCCUACUAAAGAAGCCGAUCAGAGAACUUCGAAAAGCGUAUGAAUACCCGGAAAGGCUCUGUAGAUACUUAAUCCUUUGGCGAUCAAUUUGGCAUGAUCUAGCAGCUCUCAUCGUUUAAAGCGAUUAGUGUUAAUCCAGAUCACAAUCAAAGUUUUGUGAUAGUAAAAAGCACUUAUAGCGUGCGCCUGUUAAGUAAUAGAUCACAGAUAAAUCGACGUCAAAAUGUGGUAAAACCAAAAAACAGGCACAGGAGGCGCACACAAUUUGACGUCCUCUGUAAUCUAUAACUGUACAGACCUACGGCAACAAAUAAUCUAUUUGACAUGGUUUGAUGCUACACUGGUUUAAAGAUUUCAUGAAUGGUACCAAGAAGUUACAAUUCAUAGACUCAGUGAUUCUAUGAAUUGUAACUUCUCGGUUACAUUCAUUAUAAAUCUUUAAACCAGAGUAGCAUAAAAUCAUGUCUGAUUGUCCACCUGGUUACCUUGUGGACUUAAAUAUAUGUAACCUAUAUAUACGUCAUCAAUUCGCCUGUCCACCAAUUAAUCUUAAGCAAGGGCCAAUCAAAAUACGUGAAGAAUUCAGCUUAUCAUAUAAUUUGUUAUAACUCAUCGGCCACCAUGGUUUACGAAACUGUUAUCUUAUAAGACAAAUUGGCCAAGAGCAUUGGAUCAAAAUCAGUUUAAAAGCCAUCACUCAAAUUUCAUUCCUUACAUUUGGGCUGAGAAUUGAUGAGUCACCGGAUCACCUCUAUCUUUUGAACAAUCUGUAUUUGUGGAAUUGAUAGAUAACUUUAAAAGAAAUCAGUUGGCUCUUAUGCCCUGGUGCGCACAAUUACGGACAUUGUUUCAUUUUAGUUGUUCAAUUCCAGGCGCGCGCGCAUUGGUUAAUUCAAAUGAUUUAAAAUUUUAAUGACGUAACAUGUUUUGUCGUGCGUACGAAACUAGAGAGGUUUUGGGAUUUUUGAGUCGAACUAGACUUGUGCUGUUCCUUCGGCAUUUUAAGGGUUUUAAAGAAAGGAAAGAAAGGAAAACCGUCAGAACACCAGCUUUUCUUAACUUUCGUACCCUUACACGACUAUAAUUGAAAGAUAGAUGAACUUAUUUGACCCAACAGCCAGUAGAGGUGUCUGUCAAUUCUGAUGUUGGAGAAUAGAUGCGAUCAGUCAAUCUUUGUUUUGAUUAUUUUUCUCAGGUUCCCUUUCCUGGUGAAAGCUCGAAAACCUAUAAAGCAACCAAAACAGACGCAGUGCUCCCAACUCGUACGAGACCAUCCACGGAUACAGUAGCCACAGCGCCUGCGAACAUUUCCACAGAAUCUCCGUCAGCAGUAUCAACAAAUUUCGGUCAAAUUAGGCUCCUUAUUAUAGUUGCCAUCAUUCCAAGCGUUCUCUUGUGCGCUUUUUUCAGCGCCUUCCUUUUAUUUCGCCGUAGUCGCAAGCGCAGAAAUAAAUCCGUGUACUCCAUAAAGUUAGAAUAUGCAGACGAGAACAGCGGAUUUCGGAAACGAUGCGUGAACAGUCGGUUGGACUUGAGUCUAAAAGGAAUUCACAUUGACUUAGAGUUUCCAUACGACUGUGAGCGUCGCGGGAGCUAUGUACGGGACAGUUAUUCCCGCGGAUCCGCCUUGAGCGAGACGCAGAUGCGGGAAUUGCAAAUUUUAUCUCAAGAAUGUAAGGAGAAUAUGGAAUGGAUCAGCGAGGUGAUUGCCAGAGAGAUGGAGGCCUCUAUAAGUGGUCGCAAUCUGCCUGUAACCCGAGAUAGCGUUUACUCUCUGAAGGAAAGAGAGAAUUUUGAACCGAGCGAAAAAUUACGGAGUAUAGUACGAAGGGAGUCUUCUAAAAGAGGACGAGAAACAGUCAAGUGGAAGAUUCCAGUUGUACAGCGGCGAGAUUCAGAGGAUUUCGAUCAAAGGGACUCUAUGUGCACAGACGACACGACACUUGAGUGGAAAGAUGGACAAAGAUCGACACCGCGAAACUGCGGAGAAAAUGGGAAAAACAUUUGUUCAAAGUCGAAUCACGCUCUGCAGGAUUGUGCAGAUGAGGAUAAUUUAGACAAAGGAUUUAAAGUCCAGACAUCGAACGAAACAUUUGACGAUAAUGAAACCCGAGAAAACGGUAAAAAAGAGAACAAUGUUGUUGAAAGUAAGCCACCAAUUGUCGAUUUCAAUCUUAAAAAGGACGAUAUACCUCGAGAAAAACGUUCUUCUUCGCGACCAAAGAGACCUGAAACAUUGUAAAUGACAUAUACGUCCUCAGUAGAAUAGUUCAAAGUAGCGGUUCGAGAUAACAUUUCUCGAUAGAAAAAGCUGUUAAGUUCUAUCCGUAAAUUCAAGUGUACUAGCUCGAGCUCUCUGGAAGCUUUUCAUUUGACCCUUCCGUCAGUUCAAGAAAAUUUUUUAAACCGUCAGAAAUAGAUUAAGUUGGAG
Pocillopora meandrina is the source of this 6973-nucleotide messenger RNA. NCBI's taxonomy places the organism in Eukaryota, Metazoa, Cnidaria, Anthozoa, Scleractinia, Pocilloporidae. The record is from the annotation of a GenBank genome assembly.